This is a messenger RNA of Funneliformis geosporum, 1413 nucleotides long. The record is from the annotation of a GenBank genome assembly. NCBI's taxonomy places the organism in Eukaryota, Fungi, Glomeromycota, Glomeromycetes, Glomerales, Glomeraceae.
UGGACUGAUUCUCUUAUUGGUUUUCUAGUUGUUUUAAAAUAUUUCAAAACUUACGAUGAAGAAACAUGUACUUACGAACAUUUUUUAAAUGAAUUAAAAGAAACGAUUAUAACCUCGCCACCAUAUACUGAUGACUGGAGCAGUUUACAUGCUUUUAUUACCAACGUUCAAGGGCGCUUCUGGGUUGUAGUUAUAUUUUAUGGUAUAGUACGAUCCAGAGGUUUUGCUGAAGUUUUCGGUGCCCAAGUGAUGAGUAAAGAGUGCUUCUGGGUUAAUGAAAAUGAUAAACGUCGACAAAUGAAAUCAUUUUUCCAAGACAUUGUUCUUGAACGUGAAAAGGAAACAUAUCAAGAAAUGGAUUCCAAUCAGAUGUGGACAUUAAAAAGUGGUAGAAAGGUAGAAGAAGUUAUUUACGCAUUUGCCAGAAAUCUUUUCAGAGAAUCAUAUUUACAUUCGUUUAUAAUUAAUGACGUUGAUGUAGAAGCCAAAUCGUUGUUUGCUAAUGAAGAGUGGAAAGAGAUCACUACUUCAGAGGUUAAGGACAAGCGAAGUCUCGAACAAUCUCACAUGAAUUUGUUGAAAGAAUAUACGGUUGACAAUGUUGAGAAAUUACAAGAAAUUAUUUUUGAACCAGCAAUGUUAUUCUUGUGGCAGAAGGAUGAAAAUCCUUUCGACUCUGAGAAACUGGAGGGCUGGUACGAGAUGAACGUCUGGAGCCACUUAAUUGAUCCAGCUUUCCACAAUCUGAACAUUGAUUUAGUACGUGGCGAAGGGAUGAGUAAGGCGUCGAGCGAUAAAAAGAAUCUAGAAAGAAAAAUAUAUGAUCGAAAAAAAAUUGGAAAAAAGGGCGAUGGAGUUUUUAGAUUGUGUAAGGAUCGUCUGGAAUUCAGCGCUAUAGAAGCAGGUCGGAAAUGGGAAGGGGAGAAGGGGACUAAAUACAUGCAUGAUUCUUUAAAAAUAUGUAAAAUGUUAAAGGAUAUGAUUUCACAGCUUGCUGUUGUUUUUGAUGGGAGAGCAGAACUUGUCAGGAAGUUGGACUAUCCAAAAGGAUAUAUUUCUCAGAUCAAACGUAGAAAAUUCUAUAAAGUUUCUGGACGUCUAACUAAAUCCAAUCCAUUUGCUUUAGUUCUGAAAGAGAUAAAUUGCGCAAAAUCCAUUAUCUCACGAAUGUUGGACAUGAUAAACCAUAAAGAUGACGUUGAUUUUGAGAAUUUCCUUAACGACUCUGAUGAAGAGGAUAAAUGUCAUGUGUCUUCUCCCAGAGUUAACACACCUCCUACUUUCAGCACUCCGAAGAAAAAGAGAACAAAAAUAUAUAUAGCAAUGGCUUAUAUCUCGAAAAUACCUAUUAUCGCUGGAAUAGACAAGUGGUAUUCAUCCCAAAAUGAAAGAUAUGUUAAAUUAGGCAGUUAA